Messenger RNA from Cynocephalus volans (Philippine flying lemur), 3196 nucleotides. It is a transcript of the gene ALKBH1, whose product is annotated as alkB homolog 1, histone H2A dioxygenase. The transcript has 6 exons. Gene Ontology annotation, molecular function: broad specificity oxidative DNA demethylase activity; ferrous iron binding; oxidative RNA demethylase activity. The record is from RefSeq and is a predicted model, not a curated record. Lineage: Eukaryota; Metazoa; Chordata; Mammalia; Dermoptera; Cynocephalidae. Gene Ontology annotation, biological process: oxidative RNA demethylation. The coding region runs from base 4 to 1173 and encodes 389 amino acids. Gene Ontology annotation, cellular component: cytoplasm; nucleus.
GAGAUGGGGAAGAUGGCGGCCGUCGCGAACUCGGUGGCGACGCUGGCGGCAGAGCCUGGGGAGGACGCGUUUCGGAAACUUUUCCGCUUCUACCGUCAGAGCCGGCCCGGGACCGCAGACCUGGGAGGAGUCAUCGACUUCUCGGCCGCCCAGGCAGCGCGCGGCACGGGUCAUGCUGCCCACAAGGUGGUCAGAUCUCAGCUAAGUGUGUCCUCAGUCAGUGAGCACGAUUUACGUAGAGCAGGACUUCAGCCAGUCAGCAAGUGGCGAGCCUAUGGACUUGAAGGCUAUCCUGGAUUUAUUUUUAUCCCAAACCCCUUCCUCCCAGGUUACCAGUGGCACUGGGUGAAGCAGUGCCUUAAGUUUUAUUCCCAGAAACCUAACGUAUGUAACCUGGACAAACACAUGACUAAAGAAGAGACCCAAGAUCUGUGGGAACAGAGCAAAGAGUUCCUGAGGUAUAAAGAAGUGAAUAAACGGAGACCCCGAAGUUUACUGGAGAAACUACGCUGGGUGACCCUGGGCUACCAUUAUAACUGGGACAGUAAGAAAUACUCAGCAGAUCAUUAUACACCUUUCCCUUCUGACCUGGCUUUCCUCUCAGAGCAAGUAGCCACUGCCUGUGGAUUUCAGGGUUUUCAAGCCGAAGCAGGUAUCCUGAAUUACUACCGCUUAGACUCCACACUGGGAAUCCACGUAGACAAAUCUGAACUAGAUCAUUCCAAACCCUUACUGUCAUUCAGCUUUGGACAAUCUGCCAUCUUUCUCCUUGGUGGCCUCAACAGAGAUGAGGCCCCCACAGCCAUGUUUAUGCACAGUGGUGACAUCAUGGUGAUGUCAGGUUUCAGCCGCCUGUUGAACCAUGCAGUCCCUCGGGUCCUUCCAAAUCCCGAGGGGGAAGGCCUGCCACACUGCCUUGAGACACCUCUCCCAGCUGUCCUCCCCAGAGAUUCAGUGGUAGAACCCUGUUCUGUGGAGGACUGGCAGGUGUGUGCUAGCUACUUGAAAACUGCUCGUGUUAACAUGACUGUCCGACAGGUACUGGCCACCGACCAGGACUUCCCUUUGGAAUCCAUGGAGGAGAAAAAAAGACACAUCACCACAAAAGGUUUCUGCCAUCUGGAUGACCAGAAUAGCCAAGUAAAACGGGCUAGGGUAAACUCUGACAGCUGAAACUUGGAGGUCCCAUUCUUUUGCUCAGGCUGGUCUUACAGUAGAUGACCAUGCUAUUUUAUAUUGCCAUGGACUUUAGCACCAAGACAAGCCAAAAACAGAAACGGAGAACUCCUCAUUGAUCCCACUGUUGCCUUGGAACCCAUCCUGAAAAAUAAACUGAUCACUUUGCAAAGAGAAGUAUUUGACAUGGUCCAAACCUAGUUAGAUGUUGGCACUAAUGUAUGUCAAGAAGUCAGUCCAAGGAGUUUUGAUCUUCCACGACAGCCUUCACAGCCUCUGCCAUUACCUCUGAAGGAGGUAGAAGUGAGUUUCCAUGUCUGCAGAGUCUUUAAAUGGGAAGUACAGUACCCCUCGCUCCACAGUAUCUGAUGGUUUGUGGUAAAAUUGUGGUUCUGUGAACCAGCCAUUAGUCUCAUCUUCUUAAUUCCUGUAGUCAUCACAGCCUUCGAUCUUCUCUUCCAUCUUUUCUGGCUGUCACUGAAGAAUCCUAUACACCUUAAGACAGUGGAACGGGAAAUCUUGUCCCACAGAGAAUAAAUUAACUACAGCUGUCUCUUGCCUAAAAGAUAAAUAAUAUGUGUAAACCGAAGCAAAGGGGAACAUGAGUUUCUCCACAUGUCUUUUAGGUCUCCAAACUCUCCCUGUUGGCUUUUUAAUGCAAUUUUAAUUGUUGGAUUAAAAGUGUCCUGAGGGUGCUCUGUUACUGUUUCCUCUGUGAAUGAAUUUACUCCAUUUUAAAUUAAAGAUCUCUGUCUUUGAGGGUUGGUGUAACUGGGAUUAGUUUUUUUCCCGUUUUUAUUUGCUGUAUUGUUUAUGCUAUUGAAGUCCUCUAGCUUUUUCUUCCCUACACCAUCUUGCUGUGCCCUAAGUGUUCUUUGUGGCUAUCUCAGAGGAGAGAACAGUCCUUACUCUAGCCACUGCUAUCUUGUCUGAUAGUAGACAUACUUGGAAAAUGCUUGAAGUACCAAGUUUUAAUCUUUGUACCCCCACCAAUUCAGCUCAUUAUACCUGGAGCCAAGUUACUUUACAUUUCUCUGGACUUCGGUUUCCUCAUUUAUAAAAUCAAGAGAAUAUAUACUACCAUCUUCCUAAGGGGAUGUUGGUAUUCAAAAGGGAAUUUAGUGCUGCUUUCUAGAAAUGUGCCAAUCUUGUUUUAUUACCAUAUGGGCUCUUAGAAACAUCCUAACUUGUGUGUGGAGGACUGAUGGGAAACCACUUUGAUACCUGCUCUUUGUGAUAUUUCUUAAUGAAUUUGUAUCUUUCCUCUGUUCUGCCUUCUAAUUUUUUUAAUUACCAACAUUGAAUAUUGAGUUGAUAUGGUAAUUGGAGGCUUUUUUUUUAAGGAAUAAAAAUUAAUAUAGAUUCAUCCCUAUGUACAAGCUAGGUUCUACAAUUAAUGCGUAAUAAUUUAUGUAAUUUGAAUUACCACUGGGAAAAUUCCUUAAAUUUUCCGGAAUGUAUAUUAAAAUAUGACUCACCAGAAACCAACAUACUGUUGUUUUUUAGUAAAUCCAAAAGAGACAGUUUAUCCUUAGCAUUAGAACAGAUUACUCUUUCUUCAGUUGAAUAUCAGAUAAAGGUGUUGGCUUGUGUUUAGGAGCUAUAUUGUACAAAAAUAUAUAUCCAAACUGUAGACUCACACUUCAUGAAGUGAGAUGUUUAUGCUAUGAGAAGCAAGUGGAAACUGAUGCCAACCAAGAGAAUAGCAAAUUCCUGUCUCCUGUCCUGUGGUCCCCUCUAGGAAACGUGUUCAUUGAGUGGGAUGGUGGGCACAGUUGUUUGCACAAUUAAAUUCUCUCAUUUUUAUAUUUUUAUGAAGCACAUAUAGUUGAAGAAGUAUGUGAUGCAAAUCUACUCAUAGUAUCUUUGACAGUAAGCAGAAAAUUAUGUAAUCUAGAAAAAAGGAAAAAAUGUUGGCUUCUCUAUAUUUACAUGAAAGGGUGAUCCCCCCAGGUUUGUUUUAAUUGUCUAGCAUUCAUUUCUUAAGUCAGAGGUCAGCAUACUGUAACCCACCUCCUGU